This is a messenger RNA of Rhinopithecus roxellana (golden snub-nosed monkey), 1634 nucleotides long. Its product is annotated as ATP-dependent RNA helicase DDX42-like. The transcript is spliced from 2 exons. The record is from RefSeq and is a predicted model, not a curated record. Lineage: Eukaryota; Metazoa; Chordata; Mammalia; Primates; Cercopithecidae. Bases 268 to 732 code for a protein of 154 amino acids.
AUCCAAGUGGAGCUGAAGGGCGGCGGAGAGCGACGGAGAGCGACGGAGAGUGACGAAGGUAGACGAUGUCUGACGGAGAAGAUCCAAGAGGAGCUGAAGGGCGGCGGAGAGCGACGGAGAGAGACGGAGAGUGACGGAGAGCGACGGAGAGUGACGAAGGUAGACGAUGUCUGACGGAGAAGAUCCAAGUGGAGCUGAAGGGCGGCGGAGAGUGACGGAGAGCGACGGAGAGCGACGGAGAGUGACGGAGAGUGACGAAGGUAGACGAUGUCUGACGGAGAAGAUCCAAGUGGAGCUGAAGGGCGGCGGAGAGCGACGGAGAGUGACGGAGAGCGACGGAGAGCGACGGAGAGUGACGAAGGUAGACGAUGUCUGAUGGAGAAGAUCCAAGAGGAGCUGAAGGGCGGCGGAGAGCGACGGAGAGUGACGGAGAGCGACGGAGAGCGACGGAGAGUGACGGAGAGUGACGAAGGUAGACGAUGUCUGACGGAGAAGAUCCAAGUGGAGCUGAAGGGCGGCGGAGAGCGACGGAGAGUGACGGAGAGCGACGGAGAGCGACGGAGAGUGACGGAGAGUGACGAAGGUAGACGAUGUCUGACGGAGAAGAUCCAAGUGGAGCUGAAGGGCGGCGGAGAGCGACGGAGAGUGACGGAGAGCGACGGAGAGCGACGGAGAGCGACGGAGACUGACGAAAGUAGACGAUGCCUGACGAGAAGAGCCGAGCGGACCUGAAGGGCGGCGGAGAGCGACGGAAAGUGGCGAGAAUUGACGGAAAGGGACGGGGAUUGACGGACACUGACGACGAGUCACGGAAAUUAUCCGAAGGCGACAAAGAGGAAGGCGAACUGGUGAGCUGGAGCAGGCCGAGCGUAGUCGGAGAUGACGGAAAGUGACGGAGAGGAACGAGGAGUAAAGACGGGUGACGGAAAGAGCCGAAGCUGUUGAAGGCGAAGAGCCGAGUGAGGGAAGAGAGCAGAGAGACAACCUGGUCCCGAGAUGGAACGCGGAGUGCCCCGGGCCACCGCAGACAUCCAGAGUCCUUGUUCGUGCACCCCUUUACUCAUUCUCGCAAGUGUCCUGAGAGACAGCGGACGAGAUGCAGACACAGGGGAGGAGGCCGCGUGGAGACAGAAGCAGAGACCGGAGUGACGCGGCCACAAACCCAGGGACACCUGGAGCCCCCGGGAGCUGCGAGAGGCUGGAAGGAGCCGCCCCUGGAGCCUGUGGAGGGAGCACGGCCCUGAGACUCCUGGACCUCAGACCCCUGGUCUCCAGGACGGGGAGCGGAUGAGUCUCUGGGGUGAGUGCACCCCUCUGCCUGCUUUGGUGGCAGCCCCAGCUCAACCAUCCCGUAGUGUCUGCGCCCUGGGAUGUGCAGGUAACACCACCGGCCCCAGGAGUGUUCUCACCAGCCCGGCCGGGAACGGCUGCCUCCUCUCUUUCCCUGGGGAGGUCCAGGGAAGACCCCGACACACCCGGCCUUCUCCCUGGCCCGCCCCAUGGCCGCGGGGACCCUGAGGUCCGUACGUGUGGGGAAAAGAGAGGUCAGCCUGUUACUGUGUCUAUAUAGAAAGAAGUAGAUUUAAGAGACUCCAUUUGGUUCUGUAUUUGAGAUGCUGUUAAUCUGUGACCCU